Messenger RNA from Ctenopharyngodon idella (grass carp), 1882 nucleotides. RefSeq names its product hepatic and glial cell adhesion molecule a (gene hepacama). The transcript is spliced from 7 exons. The record is from RefSeq and is a predicted model, not a curated record. Lineage: Eukaryota; Metazoa; Chordata; Actinopteri; Cypriniformes; Xenocyprididae. The coding region runs from base 166 to 1431 and encodes 421 amino acids.
UACGAGAUCGCACAUAGAGUUGUUGUUCAGGCUGGGGUCCUGAGAGUGGGGUUCAGAGCAGCCAGUGUCCCGUCUGGCAGGAAGCACUCUGCAUUCGCAGCGACGUGCCUUGAGUGGACAAAUCAUGCUGAUUGUGUGGGAGAGAAACCCAGCGCUGCUCCCAAGAUGAAGGCAGAGAGGGAGGCAUCAUGCAAAAAGACAGCCGUUCCUUCACUGUUUAUUCUCCUAUGGCUUUUCAUCUUUUCCUUGGCAGGUGGGGUGAACAUCAGCAGCCCGUCUCCUCUAGUGCGAGGUACACUCGGAGGCUCCGCCCUUCUCUCCGUGACCUACACCAGCACCAGCUCCGACCAGCCCGUUAUUAAGUGGCAACUGAAAAGAGACAAACCCAUCACUGUGGUCCAGUCCAUUGGUACGGAAAUCAUUGGGAACCUUAGGCCCGAGUACCGAGGUCGAAUCCUCCUGUAUGAGAACGGCUCCCUGCUCCUGCAUCACCUGCAGCUGUCUGAUGAGGGCUCAUAUGAGGUGGAGAUCUCCAUCACUGAUGAUACCUUCACUGGGGAGCGAUAUGUCAACCUAACUGUGGAUGUUCCAGUGUCCAGGCCUUUUGUUCACAUGGUGGCCUCAUCCGUCCUGGAGCUGACUGAGUUCUUCAUACUCAACUGCACUCACAAUAGUGGCACCAAACCCACUUAUAGCUGGCUGAAGGGUGGGAAAACUUUGACCAAUGACUCGCGUCUGCUCCUGUCACAUGACCAGAAGGUCCUGACCAUCUCCCGUGUUGUGAUGUCAGAUGAUGACGUCUACAGCUGCAGGGUGGAAAACCCCAUCAGCAGUAUGAAGAGCCUGCCUGUCAAACUCACUGUCUACAGACGGAGUUCUCUAUAUAUCAUCCUCUCCACGGGAGGCAUUUUCUUACUCAUCACCUUGGUGACUGUUUGCGCCUGUUGGAAACCCUCCAAAAAAAAAAGACAACAGCUUGCCAGACAGAGCAGGCAAAAUUUAGCAGAGCAGAGUAACGACAAUCAUGAUGUUGAUAUCGUGCCUGCUAGAAAUUACCAUAAUCGUCGGAACCCAGGUGGACUAUAUGUCCUCAAUGAAACGGAUUUCCCUGAGGGAACAGAUGAGUCUUCCUGUAAUUAUAUCACCCCUACUGAUCCCCUCAGCCCGCCUUGUUAUCCCAACAUGGCUCCACCUUCUGCACACUCUCCAGAUGCUUAUAUGCAUUCAGGAAGAAGAUACCCCCGUACUCCCGUCCCCUCUCCUCCAUCAACCCCUCAUUCGACUCUCACUCCACCCCUCUCCUGUCCCCAACACCUGGGCAGCUUAACACGCAAGCCCCACCCUCCAAGACUAAGCCCCACCCCUCCACACGGAGAAGAACUUCCAGUUGAACCAGAAAACAAUAUGCACUACCACAGCCUUACCCGAUGAGCAAGACGGAUGGAGAGAUUUAAAUGUAAAAUGUCAAGGAUAUUAUCAGAAUAUGAGAUUAUGUAUGUGGGUAUAGGAAUUUUAUUUAGUCAUUUUUAUUAGUUAUCCUAUGUAAAUUUUAGUAUUUCAUGCUUUCCAAAAGCUAUAGGUGAAUGAAUUGUGCACAAGGCCAAAACUUAUAAUGGCAAACUUAACUAAUACCAGAGGAUUACAUGGAUGUACUGGAUGGUUUAUUUGUUUUUUGUUUUUUAAUACUAAUAGAGCAAUUUGCUUUCAUCAUUCACUUUCAGGACUUUUUUUUCAGCUGUGGUUUAAGAAAUAGCUUAAACUAAACCAAUAUAAUCCUAUAAAUAGAAAAAUAUACAGUUUAAUUUCAGCUAUAAUUGAGCAUUAUUGGGAUCUGUAAGGGUUUAUAUGAUUUCUUUAUGCCAGUAUUAAAAUGAUUUUAUUC